Messenger RNA from Phyllopteryx taeniolatus (common seadragon), 3856 nucleotides. Its product is annotated as MAGUK p55 subfamily member 4-like. Lineage: Eukaryota; Metazoa; Chordata; Actinopteri; Syngnathiformes; Syngnathidae. The record is from RefSeq and is a predicted model, not a curated record. The transcript is spliced from 19 exons. Gene Ontology annotation, molecular function: protein binding. Gene Ontology annotation, cellular component: adherens junction; plasma membrane. The coding region runs from base 2174 to 3736 and encodes 520 amino acids.
UUUGUAGAUAGUUCCUUAAAAUGAGCACACAAAAAAACCUUUGUAGCGAUUCGGGGUGCAGUAACUGCAUUCACAAUCUUUCAUCAUUCCCCUACUCCAUAAUCACCAGAAAGGCCACAAAAACAGAGUAUUUAGCCUCAAAGUAAAUGUUUUGUAAAUUUGACACAACACAGAAAAGAGUGUUCUUAACAACACUGCCAAUUAGGAAUGAUUGAAAUAAAUCGUCACGUAGCCCAUAUAAAACGAGGCAUGUUUGAGCCAUAAAAAUAUAUCAAUUAAAGCCUCUGGUGGCUGGAAUAUAUCCCACCAGGUCAACACAGUGACAACGAGGCGCUGUCGAGUUGCAGUCAACAUGCUGGCUGUGAGGUUUUUUUUUUUUAUAUAAAUGCAUAUUUUGAAACUAAAGCAUUACAUUUAGCUUUGAAAGGCUAUAUUUUGCCUAUAAACGGAAACAUUUUUACUCCAACGGGCUAUUUUUUGCCUGUAAACGCAAUAUUUGUCCCAUUAAAUAUGAUAUUGGCUCACAAAAGGCCGCAUUAGAUGAUCCAAUCCACGCACGGCACACACAGCUGGUGACCUGCAUGCCUGAGGGCUGGGGAAGUACUUUGCAGACGUUUCUGUUUCCCGUCUGCUGCUGCGGAGAACCCAAACAGCAGCAGCUCGUCCAUAACCUCACUGAGGGGGACCAAGAGGGGGAGGAAGAAGGGAGGAGGGAAGAAAAAGAAGGGAGGAAGAGAGGAGCAAGAGGUGCUCAAGAAGAGUGAAAGUGCUCAAGCUGAAGUGCUAGAAAGACCUUCCGUGUGCUUUAUGACCUCGAGUCACAAGCGUCGUUCACGAUGACCGCCCCCGGGAACAAACAGACGAGAGAGAGGCAGUGACCAAGUAAACAUCCAAUGAAAGAGCACAUCCUGUCGCUGCUAUUGACUGUAUGGAUUAUUUUGGACGGUUGAGUGGCAGCUGCUGUCUUGUUCAACAUGCCCUUUGCGUUUCGCACGCAUGGCGUGCUGAUGUUGUAGGAGGAAAUUCGUCGUCAUGAAGCCCACUGACGAGGGUGGUAGGAAACACAUACACAAAACUGCGCAAGAGGAAGUCAUUUGGGCCGCUUCCGGUGUCCUGCUAUGAGAUUUUGUUUUUGUUUUUGUCCCAUCCCCAACAAAUUUGAACCACGUAUACUAAACAGAUCUUUUUUUCUUAUCUUUUACCUGGUUAAAUAAAGGUUACAUUUACAAAACAAUAUUCAAAAAAAUGCAAAAUUGCAAAUAAUCUGUGUUUUGGUAAUUGCGUGUGGGUAGAGUAUGGUGGCAAUGUUUGACAACUUGCCACAAAACAAAACUUUAUCAGCUUUUUUUUUUUUCUUUGAGUUUUUAAAUUGACCCACUGAGAAGUAGAACGGGCUAACUCCAUUUCUGUCAUUUUGCAGUAGAGUGAUCAUUUAAAGUUUUAUGGCUGUUGCUAAACAUUUAGGAAUUGCUGGUGUGUUUUGGAUCAUUGUCCUGCUACAGAACUCAAGUUCGUUUCAGCUUCUCCUUCAGGAUUUUUUUGGUAGACAGCAGAAUUCAUGGUUUCAUUUUUCACAGCAAGUCUUCCAGGUCCUGAAGUAGAAAAACAGCCCCUGACCAUCACACUACCACCACCAUAUUCCAUGUUUUUUUUUCUUUCUGAAAUGCGGUGUUACUUUUCCGCCAGAUGCCCAAAAAUGCUUUGAAGCCGCCAUUUUAAGAUCAUUUCGAGGUGUCAUACAAGAAGGAACUUUGCCCUGCCUGAUUUAAAUCGAUUGCUACCAAUGUCGUGUGGUUGUUUGUAUGUAUGUAUGUGUGCGCGCGUGUGUGUGUGUGUGUGUGUGUGUGUGCGCGCGUAUUCGCUUGCAGGUGUCGUUGAGUUGCUGUCCGUGUUUGUGGAGGACGUCAGCGAGGCCGCCAGCAGAAACGUGAUUGGUGCUCAUCUUCUUCAAGAAUUCCUGAGCGCUCCAUGGCUGUGUGCCCUGCUGCAGAUUUAUGAGUGCCUGUUGACUUUCAAGAGACUCUGGCCCUGCCCCGUCCUGCCUCACGCCUCGGGACUCUCACGCGAGAAAAGUUGUAACAGCAGUUGGUCAAGCUGCCCCACCCUUCACACAGGUUAAUAUUAACCAUGGGUUGUGUUCCGUGCUGUUGUUGAGGUCCAGGGCGUGCUGCACAUGGUCCAGACUCCUUCCGUGGAGGCCACAGAGCUUCAGAUCCUCCUCAGCUCUCCACAUAUGAAGGCCCUGUUGUCCUGUCACGACGCCGUCGCUCAGGCGGACUUUGGACCUGUCAUGGCACCGCUACCCGACGUGCUGCCCGAAGAUGAGGAGGCCGUCAGGAUCGUUCGUUUGGUGAAGAAGGAACAAACUCUGGGGGCCACCAUAAGGAAGGACAAGGAGACAGGAGAGAUCUUUAUCGCCAGGGUGAUUCCUGGAGGACUUGCGGACCGCAGCGGUCUUCUCCAUCCCGGAGAUCUUCUGGUGGAGGUGGACGGGAAGCCACUAGUGGGCUUGGAACCCGAACAGGUCAUCCAGAUUCUGAUGAGGUCUGAGGGCACCAUCCUGUUCAAGGUUGUUCCAAACGGAUCCCAACUGAGCAGCACCAACAAACCAGUCUACAUGAGGGCAAUGGUGGACUAUUGCCCCCUGCAGGACUUGGCCAUACCCUGCCCUGAUGUGGGGCUGGUCUUCAGUAAGGGGGAUGUGCUGGAGGUCUUGGACCAAUCAGAUGGGCGCUGGUGGAAGGCCAGGAAAAUGAGCAGCUCGGCCUCCUGCACUGGAUUGAUUCCAUCCCCUGCCACGUUGAAGAGUAAGCAGAAUGAGCCAAGGGAGGGUAAGGAGCGUACGGAUAACAUCAAGGACGACGAGUGUGGCAGUGGCGGAGGCGGCAGAGCACAGGAGGAACCUCAAGACAAAGUCACUUCAGAGGCAGAAUUAUCAGAUAUUCCUGAUGGUCUCUACCUCACUAGUUUCCGUCGUAGUUUCUGUCUGUUGAGGAGGUCGAUGUCCAAGAGGCGGCGUCAGUCCUGCACCAGCAUCAGCGCCUCCUGCAGCACGUUGGCCACGCCCUACGAGGAAGUGGUGCACUACCGACGACCCCCGCAGGACCGCCACCGCCUCGUCAUCCUUGUAGGCGCAUCAGGCGUGGGGGUCAACGAGCUGAGACAGACCCUCAUCCAAGUCAAGCCAGACACCUUCCACGGACCUGUACCACACACUACCCGACCAAUCAGAGCAUGGGAGCAGACAGGCAGGGAGUAUCACUUUGUCACCAAAGAGCUCUUUGACUACAUGCUGUGCAGUCACAGGUUUGUGGAAUAUGGCGAGUUUGAGGGCCACAAGUACGGGACCAGCAUUGAUGCCAUCAAUGAGGCCAUCAAACUGGGACGUGUGUGCAUCAUUGACAUCGAACCACAGAAUAUUCCUCCUCUGAGGACCAGGAAGUAUAAGCCGUACGUGAUCUUCAUCAAAGCUCCCAGCUUGGAAAAACUCGCUCAAACUACAGAGAACGCCAGCAUCGUUUGCACUUACCAACACAACAGAAACUUCACCAAGGAGGACAUUAAUGAUCUGAUGGAGACAUCUCGGCAGAUGGAGCUGAAGUACAAACAUUUGUUUGACGAAGUGCUAGUCAACGAGCAGCUAAACGACACUUGUGCUAAGCUAUACGUCGCCGUCCAGCGGGCGCAGGAGGGCGCUAACUGGAUACCUGUCAGCUGGACCCGAACCCAGGACUAGUUGGUCGCUAAACAUGAACUAGCCCAGGGGUCUGCAACCUGGGGCUCCAGAGCCACGUGUGGCUCUUUCAUCCUUCUGCUGUGGCUGUCUGUUUCCUAAAAAUAAAGAAUGUGUAUUUAA